AUGAUAUUCGGUAAUGCAGAAUGUUGCAAGGGAACAUGUUUCGCAUCAAUUUACCAUUUUUUCGCAACAAAACUACCUCAAUCGAUCGAAGCGAAAGCCCGUAAGGUCUUAAAGAUGAGGCCAGCAAGCGAAGAUCGUCAUGGUGCAGAUUGUGCAGGCAGAGGCGGACCAUGCAGAUAUUUCGUAAUGAUUUUCUUCAUGAUAUUGUAUGGAGCACUUGUUUUCGAUUUCUUUAAGAACACAUAUCGCUUUUUACCACUACUUCAUAACCGACCACUUUUUUAUCAAUUUUUAGCAAUUGUAUUACCAUGCAUUCCAUGGAUUGUUGUGCUUUCUCUACAGUUCAUGGAUCCCGGAGUAAUUACUGCUGAGAAUGUAGAAGGUUAUUUGAAGAAAUAUCCUUAUGAUAAUAUUGUUUACAAGGAAAAGAUAUGUCCAACCGACAAAAUACCAGUUGUUCCUAGAUCUAGAUACUGCAACUACUCGAGGAAGAGAGUUGCAAAAUACGAUCAUUACUGUCCAUGGGUUUUAGUUCCAAUUGGCGAAAGAAACCAUAGAUAUUUCUUAUUGUUCCUUAUUGCUUGUAUAGUUGCUUCAACUUAUUACUGCAUUAAUGAUGUUUUUGUUGUAUUUUUCUAUUUUAUGCAAGUUUACCAAAGAAUUCCUUGGACAAAUUCAUUUGGACGCAACUUAAUACUAUUUGUUGUUGUAAUUCUCAAACUCCAACCAUUUAAUGCUGUUUGCAUCAUCUUAUUUAUUGUUAUUAUCAUUACAUUAGUAGUUUUUGUCAUUCAACAGCUUUACAAUAUAUCCCGUAACAUUACAUCUAUCGAGGAAUACAAAUACGAGAAGGCUCAAGAAGAAAUGGAUAAAAAAGCUAAAAAAGGACAUAAAAAGAUAGUUCCUAAUAUUUAUGACCACGGCCUUAUCAGUAACUGGAUAGAAUUCCUCUUCCCAACAAGAGUUCCAAAAGGAGAACCAUGGAAACCUGAUAAAACUUGGCAAAAACGAAUUGAUCAAACAGAGAAUAAGAAAAAUGAAUAA
Trichomonas vaginalis G3 is the source of this 1044-nucleotide messenger RNA. RefSeq names its product cysteine S-palmitoyltransferase protein. NCBI's taxonomy places the organism in Eukaryota, Parabasalia, Trichomonadida, Trichomonadidae. The transcript has a single exon. Gene Ontology annotation, cellular component: endoplasmic reticulum; Golgi apparatus. Gene Ontology annotation, biological process: peptidyl-L-cysteine S-palmitoylation; protein targeting to membrane. The record is from RefSeq and is a predicted model, not a curated record. Bases 1 to 1044 code for a protein of 347 amino acids. Gene Ontology annotation, molecular function: protein-cysteine S-palmitoyltransferase activity.